Molecule: messenger RNA, 4206 nt
Organism: Fusarium falciforme
Lineage: Eukaryota; Fungi; Ascomycota; Sordariomycetes; Hypocreales; Nectriaceae
Product: Integrase catalytic domain-containing protein
Exons: 1
Coding region: 1-4206 (1401 amino acids)
Biological process (GO): DNA integration
Molecular function (GO): nucleic acid binding
Source: RefSeq, a predicted model, not a curated record
AUGUCGGCCUCGAAGGAAUCGACUGGAACACUUGGCAACCUAGCCAACAUCCCGAAGCUAGAAUCGACAGCCGGAUGGAUCAACUGGAGCCGAGAAAUGAAGGACCAUCUCACAAUGUCGGGAUACGGAGACUUGUUCAAACGAAACAAGGACAAACCCACCGGCACCAGCGCCGCGACCGUCGAAAAGAUCGACAACUGGCUCUCCAAGCAGGAACGCGCGUGCGGAGCCGUCCUCAAUCGACUUGGAUACAACGCCAGGGAGCAGGUAAAGGACAAGGAGACCGUCACGGAGAUGUUCGAUGAGCUUGAGAAGCGCUUCAAACCAAAAGGAAGUGCGGUCUUCCAAGAGCUCGACCGACGAUACAACUGCCUCACCCUAGACCAAUGCUCGGGAGUCAUGAACUUUGCAGAACGGCUGCGAGAAGCUCAAUCUGAACUCUUGCAACUAGACGAGACAUGCAAAAUCGGCACGCCUCAAUUCAUCAAUAAGUUCCUAACCGGACUUGGCCCCGAAUACGAAAUGUUCCUCACUGCCUUCUACCAAAACCACAACUUGCUACCCGAGCGAGGCUCCAACGGAGAAAUAACCAAACCUGCCGUAACAUUCGAAAUCGCUCUUGCCGCCGCAGAGCAAGAGGAAAUGAACAUUCAACAACGAGAAAAGGCCAAGACGCAAACGGCUCUGCUGGCUAGAAUGCGUGGCCCUGGAAAAGAACGAGUAGCUCAGACGUGCGGCCACUGCAACAAACCAGGUCAUACCAAGGCCGGAUGUUUUGGCCUACACCCCGACCUUCUUGAGGAGUUCAGAAGAAAACGAGCACUUCGGAGUGGACGACGAGAAGCCAAGCUUGAGAAGAGAAAGGAGAACACCUCGUCACUGGAACUCGACGAGGAUCACACUGCCGCCGUCGCCUUCUUAAACGCGGCCCUUCUAUCCUUUCAACCCCAGUUUGGCCUGGCUGCAUCAGAGCCGUCCGGGCUGCUCGAGCGAAUUCACGUAUUGGACAGUGGCGCCUCCUCCCACACGUUCUGCCGUCGACAGAACUUUACAUCACUCGAGAAAUUCACCGGCUCUGCCAUCAACGGCAUAGCUGGCUCGGCCAUUAUGCCCGCGGGGCAAGGCACAUACACCCUCAGAACCAUACGGAACAAUGCCAAAGGAACAACGAUCUUUCAUAAGGCACUUUACGUCCCAGACGCUCACUGCAACCUUGUCUCGGUCUCAGCCCUCGAGGAAGAUGGAGCAACUAUUUUAUUUCGAAAAGGACGAGCCGUCAUUACAAGCCACGGUAAAGUCAUCCUCAGCGCCACUAGGAAAUUUGGUCUGUACGUGAUCGACGAGGACGACCAACAACUGCACACUGCCAUGGCCGCAUACUCUGUCAGCGACCCCAAACUGCAGAUCUGGCAUGACCGACUCGGCCAUUUGGGAGAACAGAACGUGCAUUUACUCAUGAAGAUGUCCACGGGCAUCACUCCUCUAUCUGACUCCAACGUCUGUGAAGCGUGCGUAAAAGGGCGCAUGAAGGAAAGGCCUCACCGCGGAUGCAUUCGAAAAGGAACAAGACCACUGGAGAGCCUGCAUGGCGAUAUCGCUGGCCCCUUCCCAGACGAAGGCAUCGACGGCCAUAGAUACUGGGCCUGCUUCAUAGACGAUUUCACCAAAAUGACCUGGGUCUUCCCAAUCAGGCAAAAGUCCGAAUUUGGCAACUGCCUUCGACAACUUCUGGAACAAGCCGAGACACCAACCCGUCGCUGCCGUUACCUUCGCCUCGAUCGAGGGGGAGAAAACCAAGCUGAUGCAAUCACUCUCUACUGCGAAAACAAGAUGAUUGAGAUGAUCUUUUCUGCUACCGAGCAGCACGAACAAAACGGAGUGGCCGAAGUAGCAAACCGUGUCCUACUCGAGAAGCUCACAGCGACUCUCAUCCAUUCAGGACUGGAAAAGAAAUUCUGGCCAUACGUCCUCAAAGCCAUGGCAUACGUACGAAACCUCUCACCAGCCUCGGGUCGUCAAAUCACACCUUAUGAAGCAUGGCACAAGGAAGUGCCGGAUCUCUCCCAUCUCCGAGUUAUCGGCAGCCGAGGCUUUGCAAAGAUGCCUUCAGCCAAACGGAAGAAGAUGGACGACAAGACAGUCCCCUGCCGACUCCUCGGCUAUCAAGGGAGCACAAACUACGUCUUAGUCGACGACGAUGGAAGAAUAUUCUUUGCGAAUAACGUCGUGUUCGAUGAGAAAUCCCUGCUGAGAAAACGAAUUGCAUCCGAGCAACCAACUGACGAACCCAACGCAAAACGGAUGGAUCUCACACCAUCUCUUCCAACUAUACCCCUAACCGAAAACAUCAGAACAGACGAAGAGAUACAGUCAGCCCCCAGCCAAUCCUAUCAACUGAAUCAAGACGAGCCAAGCUUCCAUGUGGAACUGGGGACUCCAGAAAGAACACAAAGCCCCGACGGUGCAGUCGACGAACACCAAGUCGUUGCGGAAGCAGCCGACGGUCAUCCCCAACAACGUUUUCCAGUACGGGAAACCCGAGGACAAAUUCCAUCAAGAUACACAGUCCUAGCUCAACAAGACCCAUCAGCCCAACAAAACCAGUGGCGCUUCACCAUGAUCGCCAUUCACCUGGCUAUGAUCGCCAACAACCUUGAACCGACCGAACCCAAAACCUUUGCCGAAGCAAUGAACUCGCCUCAUAGCGAACAAUGGAUGCAAGCCAUGAUUGACGAAAUCGACUCCUUGAUGAGAAACGGCACCUUCAUACCAGUCAGCCUGCCUCCAGGAAAACAUACCCUCCAAGGCAAAUGGGUGUAUAAGCUCAAACGGGGAAAGGAUGGCGAGAUUACCAGAUUCAAAGCUCGCUUCGUCGUCAGAGGCUUCGAACAAAAAGAGGGAAUCGACUACCACGAAACGUUUGCCUCCGUGGUCAAGCCGAUGAGCUAUAAAAUGAUCUUCGCCAUCGCUGCGGCCCUAGACCUUGAACUGGAACAGAUGGAUGUCAAAACUGCCUUCCUUUAUGGCGGCGUCAAAGAAGAAAUCUACGUGACUCAGCCACAGGGUUUCGACGACAAGUCAGGCAGAGUCUUCCGACUGCGGAAAGCUCUCUACGGCCUCAAACAAUCUCCCCGAAUCUGGUACCAGACUUUAUCUGAUUUCCUGGAAACCCUCGGCUUCAAACCACUCAACGCCGACGUUGGCGUCUUCAUCCGUGGCACAACCUACAUCGCCGUCUACGUGGAUGAUCUCCUAAUCGCUGGUCCCGAUAAGGAAGAAAUCCGCCAAAUCAAAGCCGCCUUGAGCGAGAAAUUCGAAAUGACUGACCUUGGCCCGUGUCAGUACUAUCUGGGAAUGUCCGUCCGGAGAGACAGACGCAACAAGGCCAUCUUCCUCUCCCAACGAGCAUAUGUCGAGAAGGUCCUACGGGAAUUUGACAUGUGGGAGAGCAAGCCAGUCACAACUCCCCUGAGCACGUCAAAAUUCCAACCUGUCCCAGACGAAUACAGAGCUCCUAAAACGACGAAACUAUGGUACGCAAAAGCAAUUGGGUCACUUAUGUACGCCAUGCUUGGCACUCGCCCAGACAUCGCAUUUGCCGUCUCCCUCUGCAGCCGAUAUCUGGGAAACCCAACCAACGAACACGUCCAAGCCGUCAAGCGCAUCAUGAGGUACUUGCGAGGGACGAUCGACUUGGAACUCACCUUCAGCGGACCACUCAGACCGUUAGUUGGGUACAGCGACUCAGACUGGGCUGGCGAUCACGACACCAGACGAUCAACGGCUGGCUACGUCUUCAACGUCGGCACAGGCGCCAUCAGUUGGAACUCCAAACGACAACCAACGGUCGCACUAUCAUCCUGCGAAGCGGAGUACAUGGGACAAACACAAUGCACCAAAGAGGCGAUCUGGCUACGAGGGUUGCUGCGCGAACUUCUGGCCCAAUACAAACAUGGAGACCUUCAAACAACUAUUCUCUACGGGGACAAUCAAGGGGCAAUUGCAAUGGCCAAAAAUCCACAGUUCCACGCCAGGACUAAGCACAUUGAUCUUCAAUGGCAUUACGUUCGAGAACGAGUCUCGGAUGGAGACGUUGAACUCCAAUAUGUCCCAACCGAGCAACAAAUCGCAGACGGACUUACGAAAGCUCUCCCAAAAGACCGGUUUAUCGUGUUUCGCAACGCGCUGGGCCUCUCCAACCCAUGA